Molecule: messenger RNA, 3842 nt
Organism: Carassius gibelio (silver crucian carp)
Lineage: Eukaryota; Metazoa; Chordata; Actinopteri; Cypriniformes; Cyprinidae
Gene: adora2ab
Product: adenosine A2a receptor b
Exons: 3
Coding region: 732-2072 (446 amino acids)
Biological process (GO): adenylate cyclase-activating G protein-coupled receptor signaling pathway; G protein-coupled adenosine receptor signaling pathway
Cellular component (GO): membrane
Molecular function (GO): G protein-coupled adenosine receptor activity
Source: RefSeq, a predicted model, not a curated record
AGAUUAAACUACGAAAACCAAUGAGGCGUGGGUCUCUCUCUCAGAGCGCGUGAGUGUCACUGCUGUGUAAGCGCGCGCAUUGUCUGUGACCAGCAGCCACCAAAACUCCACAGAGCGGAGAGAAGCGGCGACUCAACUCGCCUUUUCCUUGACCAAACACGUUCAGAGUAGAGUUUUUGUAUUUGUAUUACUUAGUCAGGGUGAUAAAAGGUGUGGAACGAUUUGGUCUGUAUUUUUUUAUUAUUAUUAUUCAGUUUUGCGGUUGGGAAUUCAGAAAUGAAAGAAUGCCUGCAGAGAAACCUACAACUCAGGUGCACCGCGGAAACACGCUUGUAAACAGCUAAAGGUAAGAAGUCCCAGUGAAGGUGUACCCGAGCCGCUUUAUGCAGUCUAGUAGCUGUUUCCUUAAAGACUUUCAAUGAAAGGCUGAGCUGGACCUAAGGGACACGCUGGUGAACGGGUAAAUCGAGAUUUACAGAGGGGUGUCACCACUGACCCUGCAGUCACAUCAGUGUACUCCAGAGUGGUUUAGCAGCUGAUGCCAGGUUAUUUCUAUCCCCUCUGUCCAUUGAAACAAGAUAUUAUUCAUUCAAGAGAAAUGGAUGGACCGGCCAAUCCUCACACCUAUUGCUGUAGCCAUUGAGUGGCGGAGGGAAGUCCCACUGAGCAAUUAUCGGGAGCACAACUAUGUGUGUCCCUGAGGAUGUCCUUUCACACCGGUUGAUGGCACCAUGUCUUCUCCCCUCUACAUUGUUCUUGAGCUCCUGAUUGGGGUUUUGGCUGUGGCAGGGAACGUUCUGGUGUGCUGGGCCGUUUGCCUUAACAGUAACCUCCAGAGCAUCACAAACUUCUUUGUGGUGUCGCUGGCUUUGGCGGACAUCGCAGUGGGACUCCUGGCCAUUCCGUUCGCCGUCAUCAUCAGCACGGGCUUCUGCAGCCAGUUUCACGGGUGCCUCUUCAUUGCCUGCUUCGUGCUGGUCCUCACACAGAGCUCCAUCUUCAGUUUGUUGGCCAUUGCCGUGGAUCGUUAUAUCGCCAUCAAGAUCCCAUUGAGGUACAACAGCCUUGUCACAGGCCGAAGAGCCAAAGGCAUCAUUGCGGUAUGCUGGAUACUUUCAGUGGUCAUCGGUUUGACCCCCAUGCUAGGCUGGAACAGGCAUGUCGCCGAGGGCACCAACAGCUCCUGUCCUCAAGGUAUGACGGAGUGCCUGUUCGAGAAGGUGGUCACCAUGGAUUACAUGGUUUACUUCAACUUUUUCGGCUGUGUCUUGCCUCCGCUACUUGCCAUGCUGGCCAUCUAUGCACGGAUCUUCAUGGCUGCCCGUCACCAGCUCAGACAGAUGGAGCAGAAACUAGUACACUUGCAAGGACAUGCCCACAAGGAGGGAUACUCAUCCCGGUCCACACUGCAAAGGGAAGUCCACGCGGCCAAAUCUUUGGCUAUCAUCGUGGGCCUCUUCGCUGUAUGUUGGCUCCCAUUGCAUAUUAUUAACUGCUUCACACUGUUCUGUCCACUGUGUGAUCGACCUCAGGAGUGGGUCAUGUACCUGGCCAUAAUACUUUCACAUGCUAAUUCAGUAGUGAACCCCUUUAUAUACGCCUACCGAAUACGUGAUUUCAGACACACCUUCCGAAGGAUCAUUCGACGCCACUUCCUGUGGCAUGGAAACAGACUGGCCACUGGUAACAGCAAGGGAGGCAUGGCUGCUUCUUCUGCUGCAGUCAGUGUGAUUGAGAAUUCUUGUACAGUGUCCAGUAGCUAUGUAUUGGACGGCAAUCCCAUUCCUGGCAUGGUUUCCUGUGACAAAUUCACAAAGCAAAUGCCACCAAGAACCAGUCCUCAAACGGAAUUCCAAGACUUAGGAUACAGUUUAAAUGGAACUUUGGAACAUUCCUUUCCCACCAAUUCGACAAAGAUUUUCUCAUUACAAACUGGGGAGGAAGUUCCCUCCAUCAGGGACCAUGUAGAAAUCAUGACUGUAAAAGACUGCAGUGCUAUUACUAAUGGACAUGUCAGAUGUCUGGUGCCCAUAAGGACAAGCAACUCAUCUGAUCUUGCAGAAGUGUCAUGACGCACACUUCCACAAGAGAUAUUCCAAAUGAAGCUUGUUUCAUUCUUUAUUACUAGUCUGAAUUAUUGUGCUAGUGAUGGUGACUUCACUUACAUACUAGCAAGGGUCAGGAAAGAUAAAAUUAUGUGAGGACCAUAUAGCUCCUGUGGGAACCCUCACACCACAAAUUCCAGGAAUUUUCAGACCUCAUGAAGAACUUGUUUGCUGACAUUGUUGAGCGUUUCCAAAGCUUAUAUGUUUCCAAAGAGCUUUAUUAAAAGAGCAUUGUUUGCUGGUCAAAGUGGGAGAGGCCUGAUGGAUUUAAUCAAUAUUCUGGGGAAUUCAGCUAAAUCUGUUAUGACCAUGCCAUAAAAGACUUUGAUGUGUGGCAUGUUUUAAAGAAGUUUAAUCUUUCUGUUCUUUUUUUUAGUAGGUGUUUGUCCAAACUGAGAACAUGUACAGUCAAUGCAACUGCCAGAGACUCUGUAAUGUAGGGCUGCAAGAUUUGGGGAAAAAAUCAUAUUGCAAUUUUUCUGAUAAAAUGCUUUGAAAAAAAAAAAAACUCCAGGUUUUUGUUAAAAUAAUAAUAAUAAUAAUAAUUAUUAUUAUUAUUAUUACUACAUAAAAAUAAGAAAUAUUACUUAAAAUAUUUUACUGUUAAUAUAUAUAUAUAUAUAUAUAUAUAUAUAUAUAUAUAUAUAUAUAUAUAUAUAUAUAUAUACAUAUAAAAUGCAUGUUAAUAAGUGACCUAAACUGGAGUUUUUACUAUGAGCCAUGCUGCUGAAAACACUGGAUCAUGAGCUACUUGUGUGUAAAAGUGCCACAAUUCACUCUGAAACUAUACAUGCCGUGUAUAUGUAUUUAUAUUAAUAUAUGUAUUUAAUAAAAUCACAGCCUUUGCAAUCUGAUAAUCGUCAUUGGUAAGCCAUUUUGUUUCAUUUCAAUGAAUCAUGCAGCUCUAUUAAAACAUGACCAAACUGAAUAUUCUACUGAUUGUAAGCAUGUUAUAAUAUUUCAAGAAAUCUACUGAAUAAAAAAAAGCUAUACCGAAUUUUGCCCAAAUAGAAUUUAUGAAUAGUGAUGAAUAAGAUCCAAUGUGCUUGAUUAGAAUCACAUGCGGAUAUCAAUAAUCCAUUAAAUCAAUAUCAAUUCUGUGCAACGUCAAGUUCAGUUCAAUUCAAUUCAGGUUUAUUUGUAUAGCACUUUUUACGAUACAAAUCAUUACAAAGCAACUUUACAGAAAAUUACGUUUCUACAAUAUUUAGUAGUCAAGUGGACUUCUUGUUACUCAAUAAAGUGGACUUUAAUUCUCAUUAUAAUGAUCAAAUUUUACAAGUAUAAACAAUAAUGAGUCACAAAUAGUACAUCAAAAGCCCAAGCAUGUGCAAUUGAUUUAUUUAGUCUACAGCACAACAUAAUGAUUAGGGAUCAUAAAAUUGAGAAUGUAUGACAGUGCUGUUUAAUCUCCUCUUCUGACACGCAUGCAUACGAGUGCAAUCGUGCACUCUUACACAGACCAGCUAUGAUUGUAUUUACAGAGAGACUGCUGACGCCAGCAGCUGGCCUAAUGCAAAGGAAAUCAAAUGAAGAGGCAUUUGAUGAUCCCUUAAACUGGACCAUUACACUUCCUUUUUCCUCAUUAAAAAGCUCUAGAGUGGGAAAAACCUGCACUCUGUACACAGUGCAUGUAUUUGACACAUGGGAGUUGACAUUUCUGUAUGUGUAACUGUCCAUUUAUAGAAGCAGCGAGUCUAGAGUGACCAUUCAUAAAAAUGGAACAAGUGAGCUUGA